This is a messenger RNA of Sycon ciliatum, 1934 nucleotides long. RefSeq lists its product as uncharacterized. The transcript has 7 exons. Lineage: Eukaryota; Metazoa; Porifera; Calcarea; Leucosolenida; Sycettidae. Bases 300 to 1085 code for a protein of 261 amino acids. The record is from RefSeq and is a predicted model, not a curated record.
CAAAAAAGUAAAAGGCAGGGAGGAUUAUGAAGUCUUGAAGACAAGUAAGUAGUUCCAAGGGUCAGCCGUUUUUCUUCCUCCCACACACUUGGUAAUGAACCCUCGUAGGACCCGUAGUUAUCGACGUGCCUCGGGACUGAAGCGAUGUAAACUGCCGUAGACAGUGUAGUGAGUGGACUAGUGUAUGCAUACAUCUCAGCCAGCCAAUCUCGUAUCCUGACGUUUCUGAGAUCGACUCAUCUGCUGUUGCUGACUACUAAUAUGGAGGAGGAGUGGUGAUUUGUGUCGCAGCUGCGAGCAUGGAUCCCGACUUCAGUCUUGAUCCGGUUGCUCUGUUGAUGCGGUGUGCGCCAUUUCUGUCCAGAGCACAGGAACUUCUCAGCCAUGUUACAGAAAAUGGUUGGGCAGACCUGGCAGGUGACUUCUCAUCGCUGUGGCAGCACUUAGGGAGCGCGGCACACUUUGUACAUGGCCUAUAUGACACAGACAUCAGCGCAGCUGCCAUUGCUAAGGUGGCAGCUGCUUUGCUCUGGCUGGAAGAGCUGAGUAUGAAGAAUCCAGCUGAACUGCUUGCAGCAUUUCAUCAGUUCUUCAACACGUUUGUGUCGCUGAGGUCAUGGUUGAAGACGGCAUUGAUGCCACCCGGCGGUCUCAGUCAGCUGCUGCAUGACAAUAUCACCUUGGAACUGGCCAUGUAUUCAUUUGGUGAGCUGUUUAUUUUCAUCAUUCCACUCAUCAAUGUCGAUAAGCUGAAGACAGUUGCGCGCGUGGCAGCUCGUUUCCUUCGUAUGUGGCUGCUGGCUUCGGUUCGUCACUUUGUUUCCCUGGCUCGGCAAGCCAAAGCUAGUGCUCUGUCCCGGGGACGGCAACUGCGUGGGAAUCAAGCAAGUGAGGAUGAAGUCGACGGUCCUUCAGUUUGUGUGUCCUGCCGUCAAGUGCCACCGGUGGCGUACCUUGCCAAUUGUUCACAUACGUUCUGCUUCCGAUGUGUGAGGACGUUGUCAAGUGUUCGCGAGGAUUUCCAGUGUCCGUGUUGUCAACAGGCGGUGCAGUACCUGCAACCAGCCGCUGCUGAGGACCCAUAAGCACGGUUUUCAUUGGCCCUCUCCACUCCGCAAUGAUGUAGCAGUGAUCAGGCAAGCAGGAGUCACAAACACCGGAUUGCUUCCCCCCUGCUGUAAUAUUGACAUGGUUAGUCUGUGCAACAGAAGUUCUUGUCAGCUUUGGCACAUCGUACUUUCUGCUACUGUGACUCGGUAAGCAUAGCCAGCAUUGCUUUUGUCGCCCUUCAGGUGUCGUCCUGAUCUUGAAAACUCCUUCCUAGGCAGUGGAGUUAUUGCCUUCUAGCUACCAGUGCCAGUGCUGACUGUUGAGCUGUAUGCUUCUAGGCGUGUCUGCAUAGCUCACCGGAGUUGAAGCCUAAUUGAAUACCUUGCCGAACCAAACUUCAAGUCCCAUUUUUUAUUACUGCUCUUGAUGUGUACUUGAGUGCUUGAGCUGAUUGGAUCCACAGCAGCUAUGACUUGUCACACAUUGCCUUGAUGUGCUGGAGGUGAGUCCAAUUGUUGUUGUUGUGGCUCAUGCUGUAUCUGGCCUUUGUCCAGUUAUCUCGGUCUCGGAACUGGUCACACCCCUUACCUAGAUUCUGUCUGAUUAAAUCACCUACACACGUCAUCACUAUUACUUGAGAUUAGCAAUGUUCACAAUUUAUUACGGAGCCAGCCGGCCUGGCUUCCCUUUGUUUUACCUUGCGUAGGGCUAUCACACCUCAUUUUCGUAGGGUACAUUUUAUUCAAUGUCCACCACUUUCUUAGUGUUCAUUUUUUUCUACUCAAAUUAUCGCCAAUGGGGGCAUUGCAGGCGCCGGACUCAAAUUUAUCAUGUCAAACUUUUUCGUAGCCACAACUAGGUCAUGUGUUUAUUCCUCUUAAGUA